UUCACAUCAUAUAUUUUUAGACAAAAUUUGUAUAAUAUAAGAGGAGACAGAAAUAGAAAUUACAAAAAUGGCAGAAUACACCGAACUCGAAAACCAAGAAGAAGACGGAGGUUUAAGAAUCAUGGUUUGCGUUGACGGGAGCAACCACGCUGAUGCAGCUUUUGAUUUUUACGUGGGAAAUUUUCAUAGACCAGAAAACAGAGUAAUAUUUAUCCACGUGGCAAAUUUAAUCAUGCCGUCGAAUAUCUACACCGGCGGAAUGGGUGUUAUGAUACCCUCAGGUCCUUCUCAAGACGAUGUCCAAAAAGAACGAAAACGAGUCAAAGAGCUGAAAGAAAAAUACCACGAAAAAUGCAUGCAAAUGGGGGUCAAAAAACACGAGUUUGUAGCUUUUAUGGAAGGAGAUCAUGGACUUGGAGCAACCAUUGUCGACGCAGCAAAGAAGCGUAGUGUAAAUACUAUCGUGUGCGGGUGCAGAGGUCUUGGGGCCAUAAGAAGAACCAUACUUGGAUCUGUGAGCGAUUACGUUCUUCAUCAUAGCCAUGUUCCAACUCUUAUUUGCCCGAAAAAAUCCCGGAACUGAUUUUUGACAUAUUUAUGAAACGCAAAUAUGAGUGUUGAUUUUAUUUUCUUCGACUGUUAAAGGAAAUUGUGUUUAUAUUAUGUGCUUGUCCAUUAAAGUGAAAAGUGAUAAAUCUGAAAUAACUUGUGGUUGUAUAAAUUGAUGAAUUAGGUUUUAUUUUAUUGAACCCCAUCAGUCAUAAAUUCUAAAUUGAUAUUCGUUAGCAAUUUAUUGCCUAAUCUGCUAGUAUGUUAGGGAGACUGUAAUUCACCAUGAAGCUACUCGCGUCUUAAUAUAUACCCAAAUCCUUAUUGUAUACUAAUCAUAUGUAACAAGAUCAUAAAUCUGCGUUGUGGACUCUGAAUUUUAUCGUGUUAUUAGCAAAUUUUUGUUGAUUUAUAUAUUGCAAAACAUCAUUGAAUUCAUUACUUUUUAUCUUCGUAUUUGCAAUGAUCGUGACAAUAUGACAAUACAGCUUUAUAAUCAUGCUCUUUCUUAGAUAAAGAAAAUAAUCGAAAGCACUUCCGACUAAUAGAUGAUGAUAUCCAUGAGCAAUUAUUUUUUUGGUAAUAAAUUCAUCUUAGGCCUAUUUACACUGACAAAGAAAAAAGGUGAUAAAAUGUAAUAUUUUCAUCACGCUCCCCUUUUUAAAUGACAAUUUUUUGAAGCCCGGCAAACAAUUUGGGCGCGUACCUUUCUAUAAUUACAUCCUCGAAAAUUAAUUUGAUGAAUAUAUCGUACAAUUUGAAAAUUUGUAACAAUGAUGAUUUGGAUAAAUUUUAUUUCUUCGAUGAUUUUUCAGAUUAAUAAAUCGUGCUAAGUUACUGACUCCUACAAUCCGAUACGUACAUCGUAAUGUUUGUUACUCGAAUAUCUUUGAUAAACCAUUUUUUGUUCUAUUGCACCUCAUUCUAUUUUACCCGUGAUAUUGAACUGUGCAAAUACCAUUCUAGUUUUUUAUACCAUUUGUUCAGACCGUAUUUUUUCGCAUGCUAUCAGUAAUUGAGUAUGAUGGGUUUUGAAAUAUAAAUCAAUUUUAGCAAAACCACGUCAAUAAGGUGAUUUGUUUAUUUUAUACUCAAUUUGAUUGUUUUAUUGUUUCA
Styela clava is the source of this 1665-nucleotide messenger RNA. Its product is annotated as universal stress protein YxiE-like. Lineage: Eukaryota; Metazoa; Chordata; Ascidiacea; Stolidobranchia; Styelidae. The record is from RefSeq and is a predicted model, not a curated record.